Messenger RNA from Aspergillus fijiensis CBS 313.89, 1505 nucleotides. RefSeq names its product glycosyltransferase family 32 protein. Gene Ontology annotation, biological process: mannosyl-inositol phosphorylceramide biosynthetic process. Lineage: Eukaryota; Fungi; Ascomycota; Eurotiomycetes; Eurotiales; Aspergillaceae. The transcript has 3 exons. Bases 328 to 1407 code for a protein of 359 amino acids. Gene Ontology annotation, molecular function: mannosyltransferase activity. The record is from RefSeq and is a predicted model, not a curated record.
GCAUCGCAAUUUCUCGACCUGACCCUCGACGUCCCAUGUUGUCUGGUCUUCAAGGACAAUAAGGGUUUUCGUCUAUCGUCCACCCCGCAUUGCUUUCUCGCCGCCGCUGUGUUUAUACUGCGGGGAAAUCUGGAAGUGUUGUAGUUUGGGUAUAUCGUUCUCGCGGCCCUUUCGUUCCUUCCCGCUGCGGUCAACACGACGACGCUACGACACACUAGACUCGCAUCAAUUAAAUUCUGCAUCCUUGCAGCGCUUCUUAAUUCCGGCAAUUGUUCCAGUUUACCUUUACAGGAGGUGUCCUUCAGACCUCCUACUCCGUCUUUCAUCAUGCGGCGCGGUGUCUUGAUUUUCCUCCUCGUCAACCUCCUCAUAGUCACCUUUCUGGUGCGCAGUGUGUUCACGCUUCUGUCGCUGCUCGUGGAAGAUGCUUCCGCCGACGCCAUUCAUCGUGCCGAGCUCCCCUCGCCGAAUUCCAGUUUAAUCGAACAGCGGCCGCAAAUCAUCCCCAAAAUUAUCCACCAGACCUACAAAAACGAGACGAUCCCCGAGGUGUGGAGAGAAGCUCAGCAGAGCUGCAUUGACUUGCACCCUGACUACGAGUACAUUCUGUGGACGAACGAGAAGUCGCGCGAGUUUAUCGCCAACGAAUAUCCCUGGUUUCUCGAGACGUUCGAUGGCUACAAGUACCCGAUUCAGCGGGCAGAUUCGAUUAGAUACUUUGUUCUGGCCCACUACGGUGGCACCUACAUUGACCUUGACGAUGGAUGCAACCGUCGCCUAGAUCCUCUUCUCGCCUACCCUGCUUGGGUGCGCCGCACUGUUCCCACCGGUAUCUCCAAUGACGCGAUGGGCUCUGUUCCACAGCAUCCCUUUUUCUUGCGCGUGAUCGAGCUAUUGCAGUCUUAUGACCGCCAUUGGCUUCUGCCGUAUAUCACCGUGAUGUACUCCACCGGCCCACUCUUCCUCUCGGUGAUUUGGAAGGAAUACAUGCAAACCCUUCCGAGCGAAUCGGCACGUGUGCGCAUCUUGAUGAAGGACGAGUACAACAAGCACUCGUGGAGUUUCUUCACUCACCACGUGGGGAACAGCUGGCAUGGCAAAGACGCCCGUCUGAUCUUCUGGAUGGGCCAGCACUGGAUGUUCCUCACCGUUCUCGGAUUCAUUCUGGCUGCCGUGGUCGGAUUCUCCCUCUGGUGGCUCUAUGUUCGGGUUAUGGUGCUUGGUUCGAAGUACCGCUACCGUUAUGCAAAGAUUCCUUCUUUCGUGACGGGAUCUCGGUUACCUUCCCCGACAAGAAUGUCGCGUCGGAUGAUGCCCACUCUGCUUCGCCGGGUCAGCUUCAAGGAAGAUGAAGAAGCGAACGGUGUUACGGAAACUUCCUAUGAACUUUAUAGUCGUCGUGAUUAAGCGUUUCGACUUACAACGCGUACCUUUACAGUCUUUUCGCGUUGGGACUUGAUGACAUCCUACUUUUCCUCUACCAUUUUAAUGUCUCCUGAUUUCGU